CAUUGUUUUCCAAGCCACAAUCCCCGAGUGGGCCAACCAAGCCUUCAUGGGGGAAAAUGUGACCAGGAGACAAGGCCGCUGAGCAUUCCAAGAUGGACACCUUGUCUCUUUUUUGUUUUUAUUUUCUUUAUUUUUUUAUUUCCUUCCUUUCAUUCUAUUCCCAUGUUGUCCACUCUCUGCUGUCUCUACCAAGAACCUCUAGCUUUGUUUUUUACUUUUUCUAUAAAUAUAUAUCUAUAUAUAUAAUUGGUAUUUUUUGGUUUAUUUUGUUUUUUCAUUUCCGUCCAUCCCCCCUCCCCCCAUACCCCUUCUCUCCACCUCUACAGCUGCAACUUGUGUGUGGUUGAGCUGGGUUCAGCGCAGCGAUGCGGGCCCCCAUUCCCCCGAAGAUGGCUGUCACUUAACACUCUUUUCUCUCUCCUCCUUGCCGGUGUAGUUGUAGGUGUAGUCAGGUGACGCAGCCAAUGGGGUUGUCUUGUGUCUUGCACAACUUUCCGACACUGCGAAAACGAACACCCCCCAGGAAACGCAUCCAUGCUUGAUAUCGUACGGUUCAUGACCAAUAUGUUUCCAGUACAGGUGACCCCAUACAUCAAAGUGUUGACUCAUUAUCUGCAUAUUAUUUUCUCCUUUUUUUUCAAUCUAUGGAAAGAAACAACAAAAAAGAUAAUCUGUUUCUUUUUUUUAUUUUGUGAGGAAAAUCUGUUUAGAUUGUUGACAUUCACAAUCAUAAUUAUGACUGCCUGAGCAGAUUGCUUGUUUUAAAGUCUAGUCCACCACAGCGAUUGAGCUACGAUGCUCCGUCUUCACUCGUAAGACACUAGGACAGGCUUUAGACGGAUGAGAUAAAGAGGACAUUUUGUUUUUAACGCUCCCUUUCGCUCUAGAGCACAGUGUUGGGUGGGUAGUGGAUGAUAGAGCAGACAACAGUCCCCCCCGCUCCAUGGACCCCCGCUAACCGCUGCCUCUGCCCCUUGACAGGGAGGAUCCCGGAAGAGGCCAAGGCCUUGUCUCUGCUGGCCCCGGCCGCCCCCCCGGCGCCCGCCAUCCUCCCGGGCGCAGGCCUGCUGCCCAUCCCCAUCCCCACGCCCUCGCCCGUUCACAACCUGAACCUCCCGGUGCUGAGCCGGCCCCCUGCGGAGCUCUCCCCCUCGCUGAGCGCCCAGCCCCCGCCGCUCAUGGGGAACGUGGACCCCUCCAAGAUCGACGAGAUCCGCAGGACUGUCUACGUGGGCAACCUCAACUCCCAGACCACCACGGCUGACCAGCUCUUGGAGUUCUUCAAGCAAGUGGGAGACGUGAAGUUUGUGCGCAUGGCGGGGGACGAGACCCAGCCCACACGCUUCGCCUUCGUGGAGUUCCUGGACCAGAACUCUGUGUCCAGAGCGCUCACCUUCAACGGCGUCAUGUUCGGAGACAGACCGCUCAAGAUCAACCAUUCCAACAACGCCAUCGUGAAGCCCCCGGAGCUGACGGCCCAGGCCGCCGCCAAGGAGCUGGAGAGCGUGAUGAAGCGCGUGAGGGAGGCCCAGUCCACCAUUGCCCUCGCCAUAGAGCCCGGAGAGGAGGAAAAGCCGCGCUCUGCCAGUCGGUCCCGACGGCCGCGGCGUUCCCGCUCGCGGACGCGCUCUCCCUCACGCUCGAAGACGCACAAGAAGAGGUCGCGCUCGAGACACAGGACCAAGCCCUCUCAGGCGCCCGUGCCCAGGGGCAGUCCUCGCGGCGUCCACAAGAGGCGCUCACGCUCCCGGGACAAACGACGGAGCCGAAGCCACUCCAGGGGCCACAGGAGACGCAGUAGGGAGCGCUGCAGGAGCCCCAGGAGGACGGCCCGGUCUCCCUCCCCCCAGAGAAACACUGCAGCCUCCCACAGAGGCGCCAACAGUCAUCAAACUUUCCAACAGAAGCCGAGCAGGGUGAAGAGGGGAGGGCGGAGGAGGGAGCGCAGCAGGGAGCGGAAGGAGCGCUCUUUGUCCCGUAAGAGGAGUCACAAGGACCAAGACCGGAACCGAAAGGCCAGGCCCGUCAAGGUGCAAAAGGAGGUUGAACGGGAAGCAAAGGAAGACUGUGAGAGCGACAGAGAAGGCUCCGGAUCGGCCAGCGAGGACAUGGCCUCCCCCUGUACACAACAAAAUGGCCGCUGAGAGACUGGGCGAAGAGCACGUGUCCGUAGGUUCAACACGAAGUAGGAGACCAGAGUUCUUCUUUUUGGCUAACAGUGGCUAUAUUAAAAAAAAGUGUGUUGAAAUACGUAUUCGCACACGACAAAACUCACACAUAGUUGGGUAGUGUCACACAUGUCAGUCGCCCAUUUUUAAGACGCAGCGUUGUAUUAGUUCAAUCAUCAUCUGGUGGUUUGCUUUUAGUUUUUUAUUCAAUUUCAUACUGGCACUACACAAAUUCCGUUUUGUGGUACAGAUGUCACCAAACAAGGAUAUCGAUUUCAUAGAUGUGUCCAUCUGUCAAUGACAAGCAAUUUAGUUAUUAAACUGAAAGGAAAUCAAUCUUUAUUGUCAAUUUUAUUUUACUGAACAGUAUUUUGAUAUCAGAAUCAGUUGACAGAACGUGGAACCUUUAUGGAUUCAGCUAUUGUACCAUCUAUUUGGGACAAAUGGUCCGAUUUAAUGAGUAAACCGUAAGCAAAGAUUUAUAUUUAAUACUUUUUAAUUACAAGUCUACUAACUAACAAAAGAAAGAAUAAAAGGGAGUAGUAGAAGAGAAAUCUGAAUAAUCGUCCCCUCUUUGUACAACUGUGUAGAACCCCUUGCUUCAGUACUAGGGAUGGGACAGGCUAUGCUUACCUCGCUAACGUACAGAGCCUGUAUUGACUUGAUAAAAAAUAAAUAAAUAAAAGAACAGCCCACCCUGUAUCUAA
Messenger RNA from Gadus macrocephalus (Pacific cod), 2875 nucleotides. It is a transcript of the gene srek1, whose product is annotated as splicing regulatory glutamine/lysine-rich protein 1. The record is from RefSeq and is a predicted model, not a curated record. NCBI's taxonomy places the organism in Eukaryota, Metazoa, Chordata, Actinopteri, Gadiformes, Gadidae. Bases 912 to 2144 code for a protein of 410 amino acids. Gene Ontology annotation, cellular component: nucleoplasm. The transcript is spliced from 11 exons. Gene Ontology annotation, molecular function: RNA binding.